Brassica rapa (field mustard) is the source of this 4459-nucleotide messenger RNA. Its product is annotated as S-protein homolog 8. The record is from RefSeq and is a predicted model, not a curated record. Lineage: Eukaryota; Viridiplantae; Streptophyta; Magnoliopsida; Brassicales; Brassicaceae.
UUCUUUAUUUAUUUUUAAUGGUAAAAUGCAAUCAGUAUAUAAAAACCGACGGUGGACCAACUUCUAUUCGAGAAGUCAAAUUUUUACGGGCAGCCUUUCAAACAAUGACCAAAUCGUUUAUAAAUACAUCAGAACAUCCAAUUACAAAAAGAAAUUUAAAAAAAAAAAAUGUUUCGUCUAACAAUAAUCCUGAUCCUUUUAAGCGUAUACACAGAACAAGCGAGUGGAGGGUCGUUCUUUCUGUAUAACCAGGUGCGCCACGGAGUCCUGAUGAAAGUCCAUUGCAAAUCAGGAGACAGCGAUAGGGGAUGGCACGUGAGGAAAUACGGAGGAUUUUACGGUUUUGAUUUUAAAGAUCAUAUACUUGAUAAAACACUUUAUUGGUGCAACGUCUGGUCAGGUCCUAAUUUCAGUCGCAAUGCGUCUUUCGUCGCGUACGAAAGUAAGCUGUAUAAACACAGAAACAAUUGGAUAAGAUGGUCUAUAAGGGGAGAUGGUAUUUAUGAAUCUAUCAAUGGUGCAACGCCUUGGAAAUUCAAGUAUCAUUGGUAUGGUACACCUUUAUAAUAAGGGACGUCUCAUCAUGAUCUCUUUUUAUGUUCAUAUAUACUAGUAUAUACUAUGUGUGUGUGUUUUGUAUCUUUCUCAACUAAUUUGUGUAUUAAUGUGAUAUUGGUAUUAUGAUUCAUUCGACGGAAUAUGUAAGAACUUGAUAAUGUAUAUACUCUUAGAGGUUUGAUUCACCUGUCAACUAUUUUUUAAUAAAUAUUUUGAUCAGUUUUUUUUUUUUGAUAUUUCUUUCAGUAAAUCAUAUUCAUAUGUUUUGAGAUUCGUUCAUCUGAAAUAAAUAAACUAUAUAGCAUAAACCAGAAUCAUUCAAACGCAAAUGUUAAAUUGGUCAAAUGAACAACAUUUGCAGUAUUUACAUCUAAACUCAAUAUCACAUUAGUGUUUUAUUAUUGUGUCUUCUAGGUUAUACCCUAGAGACUUGUAGUCUUCUUAUGAUUUUUUAGGUUUAUGUUGCUUUUACAUAUGGUCUUCUCGCUAGCAAAGGAACCUAGAACUAAAUGCAUAGUUUUCCUCCACGUAAACUAAAUAGUCGGUUAGAAUUGUUCUUUAGAAUAAAUUUUCUAUCGACCAAAAUUUGAUUUGAUUAUGUAGAUAGUUGAUAAAAAAAUUUUUUUGUAAAAAGUGUAUUGAACUCUAUCUUCUAUAUAGGGGUAAGCCUCUCAGAUAUGCCACCACGUAUGCAAAAUUAAUUCUCCAAGAUCAUCCAAUAAAACUGAGCCAUGUCAUACAAAAUUUAGCUAACUUUCCCUAUAUGCGACAUAUCAACAGAUAAAAGGUUUAUCUGAUAUAUGUUGCCUGUUACAUUCAUGUACGUUACCUUGACGAGCAUUUAAAAGCUGAUAGCUGUCUUCUCUUCUUUGCUACAAUAACCGAAAAACAAUUAAAACAGAAGAUAACUUUCUUAAAACAGAGAGAUUUUUACGCGUAGCCUUUUAAAACAAUGAUCAAAACGUGUAUAAAUACUUCAGAACAUCCAUUACUAAAAGAAACAACAACAAUAAUAAAUAACAAUGUUUCGUCUUACAGUAGUAAUCCUUAUCCUUUUAAGUGUGUGCACCGAACAAGCGAUAGGAGGGUCGUUCUUUAUCUAUAACCAGGUGCGCCAUGGAUCCCUAAUGAAAGUCCAUUGCAAAUCCAAAGACAACGAUAUGGGGUGGCACGUGAGGAAAUACGGAGGAGUGUACGGUUUUGAUUUUAACGAUAAUUUAUUUGGUACAACACUAUUUUGGUGUAACAUAUGGCAAGGUCCUCAUCUGGAGCAUUUUCAGGUGAUAGUCGCGUUCGAAAGUAGGCAGUAUCCACAUGACUUAAACGCUUGGAUAAGAUGGUCUGUGAGGGGAGAUGGUAUUUAUCAAUCUAUCAAUGGUGCAACUUGGAAAUUCAAGUAUCAUUGGGAUAACAAACUUUAAGAAAUAGGGGGGGGGGGGGGGGUUCAUGAUCUGCUAUUAUUUUCAUAUAUACUUUGAAAUUCAAGUAUAUAUAACUGGGGUGAAAAACUUUACAACAUUGGAAUUUGUUGUUGUUGGUAUCUUAUGAUUCAUAUUAAUAUGUAAACAUUAAACCAUGUCCGGUUUGAGUGGAUUAUUAAAAAAAAUUGAUAAAUGCAUAGUUUGAUUCACGUGUCAAUUGUUAUGUCACAAAUAGUAAACUUAAAUCUAUCUAUUAAUAAGUUAUUUUCAUCUUUUCUUGUUAUUCUUUUCAGUAAACUAUAUAUAUAUAUAUUGAGAUAAAUUCAUCUGAAAAAAAAAUAUAUAUAACAUAUACAGUUUUGUCGCACAAAGUCAUUUCUAUCCCGGCGCAAAUGCUAAAUUAGUCAAAUGAACAUUUGCAGCAUUUUCAUCACCAUAACAUCACCUUAGUAUUCAUUAUUGCAGCCGCAUUAUUUAAUUUUAUUAACAUUUUUCUCUUCACAUUCACAUUCAGAUAUAAAACUUCUAUAUCAUAGGCACUUGUGGAAAAACAUUUAUGGGAUGAUUCUAUAAUUAAUCGAGUGAUUCUAAUACCAAAUUUGAGUUUAUAAUUUGUUAAGAAGAAUUACUUCAUUUUUUUAAUUUAAAUUUAAACUAUAAAACGUGUAAGGAUGAAAGGGGACACGAGAUCAAGAGGAAGACACCACUCACUCAGUAACUACUAAAAGCUUUCUUCUAAACGAAUCUUACAAGUGAUAUGUUCUCCUUAACUCUUCCAUUAUAUAUCCUCUCUCUAUGUCUCAUAGAAUUCAACCAAUGAGCAAAUAAAUAACAAUUUUUUUAAUACUACAUAGUUUUAGAAAUAAUGUGUAAAAAUACCUAGGUAGUAUACUGCUUAGAAUAAUAUAUCGUGUUAGGCGUUGUGAUUUCUUUUAAAAUUGAUGAUACAAAUGAAAAAUGGGAAUUGAUUUACUUGCUCAAUUCGUUUACUUAUGUUUUUUUUUUUACUUAUGUUUUCAUACUUACUAAGUAUAUAAUACUGAAAGUAUGUAUGAAGGUCUACUGUAUUGUAUUAUAUGGUUACAUGCAGUCCAUGUUAUCCAGUCGACUCUUCCCUAAUCAUUGGGAAUAAGCAAUAAUUAGUCACUAGCAUUUCUAUGCUAAUUAUUAGCUACAUCCAACAUAAUGGAGACAUUGGAGAGUAGACUUUAUAUAAAAUAUAAAUACAGCAAUACGUAAUCGCCUUACUUCACAGAUUUAUUUCAUGUAAAAACUUUAACAUCACCUUAAUUUAUACACAUGUCAUGAGAUAUAUAUGAAAGUUUUUUUUUGCAAACCGAGUAUCUUGACUCACCGAGGUGGUCUAAACUAGAGACCGAAGUGAGCAUGGACACUGCCAGGGCGUCACCAUGUGGUUCACUGUGUAACGGUCUUUGGUUUCGGAUGCUGCAGCCCAUAUGUAAAUUUUGUAAUGGUCAAGGCUCGAACCCAGGGGUGGGCACUCCAGCUGGAGCUCCUAUGCUACUAUACCAAAGUAACUUGGUUAGAUAUAUAUGAUAGUUAUUACCCACUCUUUAGUUUUUGCAAUGUUAUAGUUCAAAUCGGAAUUCUCGUAUUAAUUAAUUAAUAUAUAUAUAUAACUGUUAUUGGUUGAUGAUCUGAAAAGCCUCGGAGGUAUGAUGAGCUGCAUUUGUUGAUUUCUUGUCGCUUAGUAUAAUAUUCUUACGUGAAGUGGCUGCUCUUCACAUCAUGCAGCCAUGAACAUAUGAGCAUACUUCAAAUAUAAUACUAUACACAUGCAAACAUGUACAAUUUUGGGAAGGGACUAAGCAAUCCUGGCCUCCGAAAUUAGUCGGAUCUAUACGCCUCUGAUGACCCGGAUCAUCGAAAAGAACAUCUACCAUCUUAGUUCUUAAAACAAAGUAUUAUCACAAUUCACAAAUUAGACAUUUUUAUCUGGAGCUCAAACAAGCCAUUAAGUUACGAAUUUUGGGACAAAAUAUAUCAGUGGUUAAUAAUUAACGCGAUGAUUCUGAAAGAUAUAAAUUUAUAACCAAUCGACUAUCACAUUACUGCGGUUCUUACGUAAAUUCAUAAUAGUGACGAAUAAUUAUUUAAUCUACCGCAUUCAUAUAUAUAUACACACACACGUCGUUGAUGUUUCCCUUGGUCUCAUGACUUUACACAUUUUGGAAUUAGUUUAACUAAGAAACUUGGUCAUUGAUAUUUGGUUAAUACUUCCCCAAUCAUUGUCUCAACUCUCAAAUCUGGUUUGAUAAGUCGUCGUACUCUUACAACAUAUUGGUUGGAUUUUUAUUUUUUUGGUCUUUGGUGUAUGUCAUAAGAAAUUAAUAAGAGUGUAUUUGUUCGCUAAACCAACAUGUACAUACGAGGAGAUGCGUACGUAUACGUAUUAGAUAUAUAUAUAUAUAUAUAUAUACACAUAUAUAUAUGCCAAAUAAAAUAAAUAAAUAAAAAAA